This is a messenger RNA of Columba livia (rock pigeon), 1901 nucleotides long. RefSeq names its product translocase of outer mitochondrial membrane 34 (gene TOMM34). Bases 62 to 961 code for a protein of 299 amino acids. Gene Ontology annotation, molecular function: heat shock protein binding. NCBI's taxonomy places the organism in Eukaryota, Metazoa, Chordata, Aves, Columbiformes, Columbidae. The record is from RefSeq and is a predicted model, not a curated record. Gene Ontology annotation, cellular component: cytosol; mitochondrion. The transcript has 7 exons.
GGUGUGGUCUGAGCAGGCUCCGCCCUCAGCGGCAGGGGCGUGGCCUCUCCGGCCCGGCGCGAUGGCGGCGUCCCCCGGUGCGCUGCGUCGGGCCGGUAACGAGGAGUUCCGCCGCGGGCAGUACGGGCCGGCCGCCGCGCUCUACACCCGCGCCCUGGAGCUGCUGGAGGCCGCAGGGGAAGCCGCCGCCGAGGAGCGGAGCGUGCUGCUCGCCAACCGCGCCGCCUGCCACCUCAAGGACGGCGCCUGCGGCCUCUGCGUGACCGACUGCAGCAGCGCCCUGCAGCUGGUCCCGUUCGGGAUCAAGCCCCUCCUCAGGCGGGCCGCGGCCUACGAGGCCCUGGAGAGGUACCAGCUGGCCUACGUGGACUACAAGACCGCACUGCAGGUGGACUGCUCCAUCCCGGCUGCGCACGAUGGCGUCAACAGGAUGACUAAAGCUCUGCUGGAGAAGGAUGGUGUGAACUGGCGCCAGAAGCUCCCGCCAAUCCCCACAGUCCCUGUUUCUGCCCAGACAAGGUGGAGUGUUCCUGCUGCCGGCGCCCCCGGGGCAAACACUCCUCCUGCAGCUGCACAGCGGGCAGGACCAGACCAGGCUGCUGCUGGCACUGAGAGGGCUCAAACUCUGAAGGCAGAAGGAAAUGAACUUGUAAAGAAAGGAAACCAUAAAAAAGCAGUUGAGAAGUACACUGAGAGUUUAAAGCUCAACCAGGAAUGUGCGACUUACACCAACAGAGCUCUCUGUUACCUGACUCUGAAGCAAUACAAGGAAGCCGUACAGGACUGCACAGAAGCUCUGAGGUUAGAUCCUAAAAAUGUUAAGGCGCUCUACAGGCGUGCUCAAGCCCUUAAAGAACUGAAGGAUUACAAAUCAAGUAUUGCCGAUAUCAAGAGCUUGUUGAAAACCGAACCAAAGAACACAGCUGCACUGAGAUUACUGCAAGAACUGAACAAAGCCUAGGGUAACCAAGCAACAAGGAAAGCUUUGUUUUCCACUGCAGAAGAAAGCAUUUUCCCUUCUGAUGUUGUUACAGGGACCAACCUUAAUGCAGGAUCGGUAUUGAAAUCUAUCGUCUCCUGCUGCUGAGGUGUAACAGGUUCUACGCCAGCACAGUGAAUGUUAAGACACACAAUCUGUAUCAAACUAUUAUCUGGCUCUAAGAUCAUUCAGCGUUUUAAUGCCUCUCCCUGUGAGGCAUAUAGGGUACCUUCCCUGACUGACGUCAACUUGGCUGUAACUAUUGGCCUCAGGGACUCUUUCCAUGUUGGUUAAGAUGCAUGUGGGAUGGCUCUUUCUGAAGAGCUACAAACAGAUUAUUUUUUUUUGUCUUUAACAGGUGACAGUUUUGCUGCAUUUGUGCUGCUAUUAAUGAAAUAAGGUUGCUGCAGGAACUGCUGCAGUUUUCCUGGCACCACAUACCAUUGUGGUAACACAGGCACAGUUACUUGCACAGGGCUGAGCUAGUUUUGUCUCCCACUUGAUGCCUGCUGGCCCUCAGCUGAGUUCCUGCUGCUUAGUGUGGCUGGGCAGUAGCAGCUUUUUUUGUUUUUAAUUAGGAAUUAAUUUAGGAAAACAGCAGCAAUUUAAGCCUGCCUUGUUACACUGUGCACUACUUCUUUUAGAUUCUGGGUGCUUGGGAACUUUACAAUUGUUUUUUUGUGGUUUUGUUUGUUUUUUUAAAAAAAACCCUACUUUAGCUCCUCUGUGCCUUUUGGAGCAGUUGCUAUAGGAUGUUACAGGGAGCAGGAUAUGCAGUAAAAUCCCAGCUGAGGUCUGGCUUACUACUUCAAUGCAUGUUUAUAUUUACCUGGUAUUAUGGCACUGACUUAAAAUGGUGGAUAAAGAGAGAUUUGGAUUUAUUCUAUGAACCAUUAAAGCCAUGUUUAUUUUCACUUCAGAA